This is a messenger RNA of Daphnia magna, 2162 nucleotides long. RefSeq names its product calmodulin-A. Gene Ontology annotation, molecular function: calcium ion binding. The transcript is spliced from 7 exons. Bases 557 to 1405 code for a protein of 282 amino acids. Lineage: Eukaryota; Metazoa; Arthropoda; Branchiopoda; Diplostraca; Daphniidae. The record is from RefSeq and is a predicted model, not a curated record. Gene Ontology annotation, cellular component: myosin II complex.
CAUAGUUAAAUUAUUUUUGGCCGUGGAAAGCUAGUGACAUUACGAAAUACUAUCCCUCGGUGUCUGCCAUGGUUGCUUCUCGUAUUUUCACUGGAAUUGUUUAUUGAGACAUGGAUAGAUUUUUCUUUUAUGAAAUAUUUUAACUUAUUUUGACUUCUUUUUACAAAAUACGUUAGCUCGUGUUGAAAGAUUUGUCUUUCUGGUUCACACGUUAUGUGUGUGGUAACUCGAUUUCAGGUCUGAAAAUCGACUACCAAAAUAGAACACAUUUAAAUCAGGAGCGUUUGCUUUCGAUUCUGGGGUUUUGUUGAAAAAUUUAAUGAUAAAAUUUAUUGAUGUAGAGAAAUUUUUGGAUGAUGUAUUUCUUAUUCAUGUAACAAUAACUAACAAAAAAAAAUAAUCUGACAAAAUAUUUGGCAAGCUGCUACAACGGGGCUGUCAUUCAGUCGUUGUGCAAAAACCAUUGUGCAAAAGAACCAACUUUUAGACAAUAAAUUCUCUGUCAACAAUAGUUGUCAUAGAAAGUCUUUAUCUAACCGUUUUACAAAACCAAAUAAUGAAAAACAUUGCAAUCCUAGACGACGGCAGCUUCCCAAAGAAGAUUUCCACAAAAUACUUUACUUCAGGGAAAUAUUGCUCAGAGGACAUCAUGGCGUUCGCAGCAGCUCGUAUGAUUCUCAAAGACAAACGAAGAAAACCUUCACGCGAAGAAUAUUCGCCUAGAAACCGAAGCAAGGCUCGGAGCAAACAGUCAGAGGGAUCGAUACACCUGUCAACAAUUAACCAGCCCGUUGGAUCCCCCAAACCUCCCGUUACAAAGAGCAAUGAUCCUGGCUCGAAGAGCAACUGUCAAUCAGCAAAGCCCACAGGCAAGAACUCUGGCAAUAACCGAAACAAUCGAAAAGUCAAGAAAGCCUGCAACACUCAGCACGAAUUAACAGUCACAAUCGACCUGUCGGAGCACGGACUAACAGAGGAUCAGGUUGCCGAUUUCAAAGAAGCCUUUAUUGCAAUAGAUAAAGACGAAGAUGGGCUAAUCACCGUGACAGAGCUGGGCAAAGUAAUGAAAUCUCUUGGCCAACGAUCGACAGACAAAGAACUGAAGACGCUCGUGCGUGAAGUAUCGAACAGCAACCUGCGCAACACGGUCGAGUUCAAUGAAUUUCUGCAAUUAAUGUCGAAGAAAAUGAAGAACGAUGGAUGCGAAGAAGAACUACUGGAGGCAUUCAGGGUGUUUGACAAACUAGGAGAGGGUUGGAUCAUGUCAGCAGAUCUGCGUGACGUUAUGCAACAUUUGGGCGAACGAUUGUCUGAUCUUGAAGUGGACGAUAUGCUUAAGGAAGCUGAUCGUGGUAAUAACGGCCGCGUUUUCUAUCAAGAGUUUGUCGAAUUGUUGACAAAAUAAAUCGCCUGAUAAAUGAAAUAUCCACAGAAGUUACAGCAGUUAUUUUUGAAGAAGAAGAGGCUAAAGUGGAUGGCUACGGGUUGGGCUUUUAAAAAAAAAACAUUUACCAAGAAAUCAUCAAAACUGAAGAAAAGCUGGUGAACAUUGCGGCUGCUGACGGCUGUAAACUACACAGAUUAGGAUCGUGUUGAAAGUGCAUCAACAUUAGCUUUUGUGUUCUAUAAUGCUGUGCCAAAUUGUGGGUAACGGUGUAACGUCCUUCGAAUGGCAAUAUUAGAUGUUUACAUGUUUUGUUAUUGCGGUUAAAUGUCUGAAUUCGAUGUUAGUUUUGGCACAGGAGCUAGUCACUUCGUCGUGUUCCAUCACACACACACACACACAAAAAGAAUAUUAUCAUGUUGCUGUCUUCGUUUUCGUGUUCAUGUGUGCGUGUUUGUCUGAUUGUGCGGGCUUGUAGGAAACGAUAGAGAAUGAGAGUUUCCUUAAUUAGGUUGUUAAAGUUCAUCAAGUCAAUAGUUUUCUUUGGGAAGAAAGAAAAUCCCAUCUUAGCAAUGGCUUCAGUUAGAACCCAAAGAACUAUUUGUUGAUUUUUCAUUUGAUAUUUGGUUAGACUAUAUUGUUAACUGGAAAAUGCUGGGUUAUAGGCCCGCUAUUGUUCAAAUAUUUGCCAAAGUUUAGUUUCUGAUUGUCUUUGCAUUUUAUGUGGGAAUCGUUGAGCGAGCUACUGGAACUUUCAAAUAAACAAUUUGAAAAAAGA